Ostertagia ostertagi is the source of this 285-nucleotide messenger RNA. The record is from the annotation of a GenBank genome assembly. NCBI's taxonomy places the organism in Eukaryota, Metazoa, Nematoda, Chromadorea, Rhabditida, Trichostrongylidae.
AUGGAAACGGAAGGACCGGCUCGUCUUCGUCCGAAAAGCAAACGAACCGAUGACCCGAGCAUUCGGGUUUCUGGUGUAUCGGCAUCGUCAUCGGGUAGUUCAAUGAGUCAGGCCAGCUCGUCAUCGAGCUCGUCUGCCCACCUCAGCGAUUUUCCUCCUUUACCAGCUGGGUGGGAAGCCUGCACAGACCAGAAAGGUAGAACGUUCUACAUUGACCACACAACAAAGCGAACAACUUGGCAGCGGCCGUCACCGAAGGAAAGCAAGGAGCUCGAGCACCUUGAA